Messenger RNA from Ilex paraguariensis (yerba mate), 1799 nucleotides. Lineage: Eukaryota; Viridiplantae; Streptophyta; Magnoliopsida; Aquifoliales; Aquifoliaceae. The record is from the annotation of a GenBank genome assembly.
UCCAUUUAAGAGAAACCGCACUAUUCCCAGGGCCAGUAAGCUCAAUGGGUUGAAUGCCCUACUAGGGAUCCUGGUGGCCCAUGAGCCCAAUGCUGACCAACACAAUCCCGGCAGCCCGACGCAUCGAGUUAGCCCCCCAGAGUUGAGUGAGCACUGACAAGUAGGACGACCGACUGUGCAAUGAGAAACGGUUGAGAAUUUGUUGUAUAAGAACACAAAACAAACUGGAUGAAAGAUAGCAAAUGGCUUCAACUAUGACUCUACAACUUCAUGCGGUUUCUUUUCCGGUAAUAGAUUUCAAAAUUGAUUCUUCGUUUUUUGCGUCGGCGCACUUUAAUUGAUCUCUUUUAUUCGCACAUGGAUUUGAUUUAGAGUUUAUAUUGUGUUGGGAAGCAUCGAAUUGCGCCAAAUGAAGUGGAACUUAAGACCGUAUUGGGGUUUCAUUGUCAAUGCCUAAGUUGGAAUCGACAACAGAAGACGUAUCCGAGGUUUGUAUUGAGGGCGUUUGGUGAUUCAGCAAGUUCUGAAGAAGAUAAGCGCAUUCAUGAUGAAGCAAUUGUCGUAAAGACUCGGACAGAAAACGUGGAGGAUUCCCGAAACCCUGUUUCAAGAUGGAAACACACUAUUAGUUCUCUCCCUCCUGCUAUUUUCUUGAUGAGAAGGUAUUCUGGUAACAAUUUCGCUGUGGGGAUAUGUGUUGCGGCAACCUUAUUUGUCAUUGCUGUGAGAUUUUAUGUGGCGAGGAAGUCUAGGUACAGUCGCCCUGGCUCUGUAACUGAUCUUGUCAGGCGUGGCCAGCUAAGAUCUGAUAGAAGAGGCAUCUCAAGGCCUCUGAAAUAUGAAGACCCAUUCAAUAACCCAUUGGUGAAAAUUGGUAAGAGCAAUUCCACCAUUGAGAUGUGUGGAAAGGUAUAUCGUUUAGCACCAGUGACUCUUACAAAAGAGCAACAAGAUAUACAUCAGAAAAGGAGGUCACGUGCGUAUCAGUGGAAGAGACCCACAAUGUUUCUUAGAGAAGGGGAUUCAAUACCGCCCGAUGUGGACCCUGAUACAGUCAGGUGGAUCCCAGCAAAUCAUCCUUUUGCAACUACUGCAAGUGACAUCGAUGAAGAUUUAGCACAAAACAACGUGUAUCAGAAGCAUGGUGUUCCAUUCCGUAUUCAAGCUGAGCAUGAGGCACUUCAAAGAAAGCUUGAAGCCCUACAAAGUGAGCAAAAAUUAAAUAAUUUAUUUGUUGAUCCUGGAGUCGCCAAAGAUUUUGAGAGACCUUCCAAAUUCCAUCUGAAGUCUGAUGAGCAGAAAGAACAGAAUCCUUCUAAUAGUCAAGGGAGCUCUAAGCCUCCCGAAACAGAUCGUGCUCACAAUCCCUUUGAAAGCAUUUGACCUCUGAGGGGGUGUGGAAGAUCCAACCUUCAUCUGAUUCCCAGCAAUAUUCUCCUAACCUUCAUAAGUUUUGUGCACUGUGGAGACCAAAAGUUAGAGUUUUAAGAAAGAAAAAGCCGAGUUGUUCAUUUAGUGGAACCAGUUUUGAGUCCUCGUGUUGCCAAGUUCAGAGAUCUAGUUUGAAAGCAGUGAAGACUGGAGAAUGAGUAGAAUCUAGUGUUUUAUAUGUUUCAGAAAAAAAGGUUUUAUCUAUCUUUACACACAAUUGCAUUGUAUAUUUGUUGAGAGCUUGGUGUUGGCAAUAUAUUUGUAAAGGGACAAUGAUAUCAUCCAAUCCAAACUCUAGUAUAACUUCAGCACUGAUUCACUUGUUCGUGACAAUUGCUGGUUUUCCUUUUGUAUCAUAUGCACUGAAU